Molecule: messenger RNA, 3968 nt
Organism: Lotus japonicus
Lineage: Eukaryota; Viridiplantae; Streptophyta; Magnoliopsida; Fabales; Fabaceae
Exons: 5
Coding region: 385-3732 (1115 amino acids)
Source: RefSeq, a predicted model, not a curated record
GGUGGAGAGGUUGUCACGGGCACAUGGCACGUGCAACACAUGUGGAAUAACAGUUAUACCCUAACGAACGAAAAGACUCAAAUAUCCUUUUCAUCUACAUUGGAACCAGUAGAAACAAACACAGAGAGAGACACUGUAAUUUGCAAAAGAAGAAGAAGAAGAAGAAGAAGAAGAAGAAGAAGCGUGUCGUAUGAACAGUGACCUACGUUGUGGGUCCCUCCCUCUGUUUUCUUCUUCCUAACCACUGUCACACCCUCUUCAUAGUUCUCUAAUCUCCUUCCAUUCCUCUGUUUUUCUUGCUCCACCAUUUUCUUCUUCUUCUUCUUCUUCUUCGCUUUCUGCUUCCUCCAUUUUGGUUGACUUCUUCCUCUGUUUCGUUGACUAAUGGGUGACCAAGAUCAAAGAAGAACUCACACUUCAGGGCAUGAGAGUCAUGGAGUUCAUGUGUGUCGCAAAUGUGGGUGGCCAUUCCCGAAUCCACAUCCAAGUGCCAAACACAGACGUGCGCACAAGAAGAUCUGUGGAACCAUUGAAGGCUACAAAUUGGUUGGUUCAGAUGAUGAACAUGUUUCUGAUGAUGAUUUCAAGACACCAGGUUUGGUUGCGUCAGGUUCAAGUUCAAUUGCCUUGGACCUGGUCAACAAUGAGAAGGGUAAUGAUGGAAUUGGGGAAAAGUUGGUUAGAUCAGAAAGAUCAGAAGAUGAUGUGUUUUCAGAUGCGGUUGCUGAGUUUAUGGAUAGUGGAUUGAGUCCAGGAAUUAAGGAGCGUUUACAAGAAGAAAGUUUGGACUCAGGUACUGAUGUGGAAGGAGUCCACAUUAAAGAACAAAUUCUUUCAGGGCCUUCUGAGCACAAUGUGUUUAAUGCUGCAGAUGUUAGUCCAUUAAUUGUCAACUCAAGCAAUGAUGGCCAAAUUGAAAAUCCUGAAAGUUUGCAAAGUGCAAGUGUUGAAGUAGAAGACAAAACAGUGGAGUUGCAAGGUCCAUUGUCAAGCUCUACCGUUGAUUCAUUUUCAAGUUUAGUUGCAGAUUUGGGGACUAAAGAAUCGACUGUUGCGCACGGUGACGAUUUUGUUGGUUUGCCAAGUGACUCGCAGCCCAGCAACGCUGAAGUUAUACCAGAUGUAUUGGUAGAAAAAAAUAUCCAUGCUGUUGAAAAUGUGGCAGAUUGCAGUUCUAUGUGUGUUGAAGAGGAAACUAAUUUGGAAGGAAAGAAUGAGAUAAAAUCAGAAAAAGUCAUGGUUGAAAUUGUCGACUCAUCUGAUAAAGAAGUGUCUGAAAUAGCAAUUAGUGAUGCUGUUUCCUUGGACCAUCAAGUGGGUGAUGGAGUUGGUAAUCUGAAGGAAAAGAAUGGUGCUGUUCUCGUUUCAUUGCUUCCCCAAGAUGACUUCCCUCUUGAGUUAAACCCGUCCGUAAUCACUAAUGAUGCUCAGGUAGAAUCUGCACACACCACACAGUUUGCUAUACUUGAUGAUAGACCUGAUGCAACAUAUCUUCAGAGUGAUUAUGGAGAUCACGAAGGAGUGAUAUUCCCAAAUCCUUCAAGCCUACACUUGUCUGACUCAUUGGAAGACAAGGAAGAUGGAUUAAUGGGAACAAUUACUGAAGAAGAUGAUUUUCAUUUCAUCACAAGCCAAUUAAGUGAGAAAAGUAAUAUCCUCUCUUCAGAUAUGCAUGUUAUGGAUAGUAGCGUGAAGUCAGAGCAGGUCAGCAGUGAGCCUAUGACUGAAGACAUCACACAGUUUGCUACACUUGAUGAUAGACCUGUUGUAACAUAUCUUCAAAGUUAUUAUGGAGAUCACAAAGGAGUGAUAUUCCCAAAUCCUCCCAGCCUACACUUGUCUGACUCAUUGGAAGACAAGGAAGAUGGAUUAAUGGGAACAAUUACUGAGGAAGAUGAUUUUCAUUUCAUCACAAGCCAAUUGAGUGAAAAAAGUGAUGUCCUCUCUUCAGAUAUGCAUGUUAUGGAUAGUAGCGUGAAGUCAGAGCAGAUCAACAGUGAGCCUAUGACUGAAGACAUGCAUGCUGAAGAUUGUACUGAAUUAUCCCCAGUCAAGCUCACAGUUGAAAGUUAUCAAAGUUCGCAUGAAAGUGGUUUGUAUAUGAAUGCCAUGAAAACUGAGGUGAAUGAGAAUCAUGUGGUUCAUCUUUCUGAAGACCAGGGACCUGUUGGCGUUCAAAAAAAUUCUCCACAGAUAAGUUUAACUGAAGGUGAUUCAGUGGCCCCAUCAAAUGAGAGUCAGAGGGAUGCAUCUGUUGGGAAUGCAACCGGUGAAACAACUAGUGUCAUUAACAUAGGCAAUGUAAGCCAUCAUGAGGAAAUCAUAACUGAAGUAAAUAAUGUAGCUUUAGAUGGGCAGGGUGGAGAAGCUAAUGUGGGAAAUGAUACUCAGAUUAUUUUGAAUGAUCUUCAACCCAGUGACCUCUUGCAACCAUAUGUCAUGCAAUCAAGUGACGUAUUUAAGAGUGAUGAUGCUGGUGAAAUGGGUAAAACCGAACAAUGUGUUAUAACUGAUGCUCAAUGCAAAGAAAAUUUCACAGAUAGAGAUACUUCAUCGUUUAACUCUUCUAGCAGUCAUUUUGAAAUCCCAGUUACUUCAGAUGCUGGAAUUGAUGGCCCUGCGGGAAAGUCUAAUGGUACAGAAUGCAAAGAUAUAGAUUCACUAUCAGGUGCCCGGGAAGUCAUGAAAGAAGAUGAAAUCAAUGGCCAAAUCAAACUAAGUGAAGAAUGUGACAGAUCUGCUGGAACUUUUGCUGAUUCACACGAAGCACGAGAUGCAGAACUAUUAGUGAAGGCUGCAGAAGACCUUGCCAGGAAGUAUACAUCAUUUACUUCUUUAAAUACUGAGCCUUCUGCUCAGCAUGAUGCUGCUGUUGAAGGUAAUCCAGGUGGAGAACAUAGUGAGGAUGUGACUUUGGUUACUGCUGUGCCUGUUCAAGAUCAAAGUGGUAAUAAUUUGGUUAAACAUAGUUCAUCUGGAUUUGAUGCUUCAGUUUACUCUAGUAGCCGUUGUGACAGUUUGGAAGGCCACUGGGGUUCUGUUUCAGCAGUUUUCUCUAUGCAAUCCAAUGCACCAUCGGGGACUGAUACUGAAAUUUUACCAUCAACCGGUUCACUAGCAUCAGCAGAGGCGGCGGAUAAAUCCUACUUGAACAUUCCAAAAGCAGAAGCUGCAUCUGAGAGACAGCAGUCCGGAAAAUCAGAAAUGCUCGAACCUCCGUCGUUCAUGACAUUGGUUGAGUCUAGCCAUGUGGUUAGCCUUAAAGGUGCUGCUGCUUCAGAAGUCCAGAAAUCACAACAGCCAGAUUCCACUUCACAGGCUGGUUGGUUCCCCACUCAAACUCAGGUUAAUAAUGAGUCUCAAGGGAGAAAGAAGAAUGAAGAAAUAAUAGCCAAGGUAACAAACUGGAGGAGCAACAGCAAGGGGCACACACCUCUAAAGAGCCUAUUAGGCGAGGCUGCAAAUAGCAGCAGCAAGCCUGAAUCUCCAAAAAUGGAAGAACAUUCAGUGACUCAGAAGAAUGGUAACAAUGGUUCUGGAUUGAAAACUGUUAACUCUAUUCUGGGUCCUGAAUCCCCUGGAGAUCAAGUGGUGAAAGGAGAUGCUGCAAAAGAAUGGAACUCUCCGGCAAGAUAUCCUGCAGGCAUCAAGAGAGAAAAAAGCAAAAUCAAGAGCAGACCAUUCUGGAUACAAUUGGUGUGCUGUUCAUCAGUGGAUCCUCAACGAAGGUAGAAAAUUGCGGUGGUCAUGAUGUCUUACUCACUGCUCUAUAUUCUGAUGUGCUGAUAGAUUCUGCUUCAUUGACAUGCUAUUCGCGGUAUUUUAUUUUUAAAUGGUUUCCAGAGAUUUUAGGUGUAUAUUUUAAUGUGUGAUCUACUGAUUCUCCUAGCCUCCUAGGAGUUUGGUUGUAUAUGUUGACCAUCUUCAGGUGUUAUUUUUCCCUACAAUCUUAAUAUGUGUCUUUAUCA